Ipomoea triloba (trilobed morning glory) is the source of this 872-nucleotide messenger RNA. Its product is annotated as auxin-responsive protein SAUR77. The record is from RefSeq and is a predicted model, not a curated record. Lineage: Eukaryota; Viridiplantae; Streptophyta; Magnoliopsida; Solanales; Convolvulaceae. The coding region runs from base 168 to 551 and encodes 127 amino acids. The transcript has a single exon.
CCAAAAACUUUCCCUUUCUUGCAGUCCCAAACAAGCAUUACAAUUACACCAAGUCCAACACUAAACACCCAACAAUUUUAAUAAUGGCAAAAAAGUUUGCUUAGAGAUAUUAUAAAUACCCAUUCUUGUCAAAGAACUUACCCCACACCAAUUCAAUUCUCAACCUCAUGAUGGAUUGCAUAGCUUUGCCAGUUUCAAUCUUGAAAAGGCGAUUAUCAAGCCAUCGGCUAGGUUAUCAGCCGCUGUCUGAGGAUGUUUUCGGAGAAUCAGAUAAUCCAGUCAUGGUGGUGGUCGGGAAAGAGAGGAGGGAGUUCUUGCUGGAUCCAUUUGUGCUGGAAGAGAACCCUUUUAGGGUGUUGAUUGACAUGCUAAGGAAAGAAGAUAGGAGGAAAGUUGAUUAUGUUGAGGGGUCUAAACAUAAUAAAGUGAUAUUUAUGGAUGUGGAUGCAAUUUUGUUUGAGCACAUGUUGUGGUUGAUGCAAAAUGAUUGUUCUUCAUUGUUUCAGCUCAACCUCAGAGAUAUCAUUGAUUUCUAUGCUCAAGAUGUUUAGAAAGGGUUACUGUUAACAAAGAUUGCAUUAUUAAUUCAAAGGUACUGUAAUACUGUAUUAUUUUUUAUAUAGUUUCUGAUAUUUAGUUUUAUUUAAACGCAAUAACUUAAUCUUGAAGUCUGAAUUCAAGUAGGAAUAAAAUUGCUCAUAAGUUCAUGUAAAUCAACUGUGAUUUGAUUCUCUUUUGAGAAUAUAUAAGUUUGGUUAGUUUAAGGUGUUUUUUGGGUUCAAAGAUGAGAAUGUUGAAUUUAUAACAUUAUGUUUAUCAAGUACGUCAAUAGUUUGAUCAAUUUAUCUUGUGAAAUUCUUAUUUAACGUAAA